Geodia barretti is the source of this 2280-nucleotide messenger RNA. NCBI's taxonomy places the organism in Eukaryota, Metazoa, Porifera, Demospongiae, Tetractinellida, Geodiidae. The record is from the annotation of a GenBank genome assembly.
AGUCCCCGUAGUAUUGAGAAUUUGCCGUUGUGUCAUGAUACAGAAACUGAUGGCGGGGAGAGUGUUCGAUUGGUGGGAGGGAGAAGUGGGAGAGAGGGGAGAGUUGAAGUGUACUACGAGGGAGCCUGGGGAUCUGUGUGCAGAGGGAGUCUGUGGGGAACAAGAGAGGCUAAGACGGUGUGCAAGGAACUUGGACUCUUUGAAAAUGGUGCUAUAGCAGUGAGUGGGUAUCAGUUUGGGAGUGCAAGAUAUGGCUACACUCAGGUGAACGGCGUUCAGUGCUUUGGUAAUGAGAGUCAUCUCAUUACCUGUCCCGGUGGUGGCUGCACGGAAGGAAGUAUCCGUCUAGCUGGAGGGCAGACCCCAAGACAAGGAAGAGUUGAGGUGUGUCAUGGAGGAAUCUGGGGUACAGUCUGUAAGGAGGGUGGCAGUGAGUGGCUGGAUACAGAUGCCGAUAGAGUGUGCAGAGAAGUUGGAUUCCAAGAGCAGGACGAAACAGGUGCACGAGCCCUCAGUUUAGCAGAGUUGAGCCUGACAGGCGGUGUUAUUUGGCGUUUCACUGCCAACUGUGGGGAUGUCUCUUGCACACCAGAAGACUGGACCAGCACAGAGUGUACCCACUCUAGUGACGCAGCUGUCACAUGCCCAGAAUCCAAGCAACUGCUUCAUCUGUGUGUCAACGUUGAAGCCCAAUCUCUCUUUUCAUAUGGUACACUGUAUGCCUUCUAUGCUUCAGUUGCCUCGAGAAUUGUGGCUGAAGUAGAGAACGGUUGCGUGCAACCGUGCUCUUACAAUACCAGGGAGAUCUCCUUCGAGACCGCUUGGCCAACUCCAAUUCAUCCAACCACCAUGUGCCUACAGCGUGACGCCAUCCUUGGGAUUGGAAUAAAGCUAAGCUAUAGGCCACACCUGAAUGAGAACGGCAGACUUCAACUUGCUGCACACAAUAUUCUCGAGAGUUUAGGGAUGCAAAUCAUCUGUUCUACCUACAGCCGCUAUGUGAUUACGAAGGACUUUAACUUGGAAGAUUGUGCAAGUCAAACAAGGCCCGAAGUACCAGAAGUGACACUGUCUAGUGUUACUAGUAACACAGAUGUACUGCCAACUACCACCAGUACUAUAACGAAAACCCCACAAACUACUUCAUUGAUAGGUGAAGUUGCUACCAGUUCAGUGCUCCUACGUAGCAGUGCUGCAGAUAGAGUGGUGUACAUUUCUCCAACAUCCACAAAUCCUAUUCGAGUCGCAACAGAACCUUUGUCGCAAUCGGAUGUGAUGUCACAGUUUGUACUAUCAACUUUACUUACCACUGCCAGCACCUUUGAUUCACACUCAGUUACACCGGGCCAACACACCAGCAGUUAUAAUAUGGACAGCUCCCACUCCCUGCCAUCUAAUACAGUAAUUGUACCUCCACCAGAUUGUCCCGACCCCCCAACCAAUCCUAUUCGAGUCGCAACAGAACCUUUGUCGCAAUCGGAUGUGAUGUCAAAGUUUGUACUAUCAACUUUACUUACCACUGCCAGCACCUUCGAUUCACACUCAGUUACACUGGGCCAACACACCAGCAGUUGUAAUAUGGACAGCUCCCACUCCCUGCCAUCUAAUACAGUAACUGUAUCUCCAACAGAAAGUCCCGACCCCCCAACCAACCUCACGAUUGUUCUAAUAAGUCUCCUGGUGGUUUCCCUGGUCCUGCUGUUCCUCUGUCUCCUGGCAGCUCUGGUCUUGUGUGCGAGAAGAAGAAAGACAAAAAAGAGCCAGUGUGCCAACUUGUCCACCAGUACACAGGAUGGUAUUAUAAUGAACUCAAUUAAUCCCAUCACUUCCGUUCCCUCGCUACGUGAAACCAGCUUCUAUGAAGACGUGGACACCCACGAAUACGCCGUGCUGGAACACAGCUCACUAUCAGACCAGAGCCCUAGGGGGAUCACUGUACCCUCGGUCACUAGUGGGGCCUCGAGCAGUCACGGUUACUUUGUCCUGGAUCACCCACACAAAGAACUCAAGCAGAGUUCACCGGGCAAAAGGGAGGGGGGAUUCGGUACCAGUGACUUGGACCCCGAAGGACUGUACUCGGCUCUGGAUCACACAGAGGCAGAGUACGCAACUUUGGAACCGGAACCAGGGAAUGCGACCUCGGUACCCGACCCACUUGACUACUCACGCCUUUCGACUGGACAGGACGAGCGCCAUGACUACCAGCGUGUGAUGCCAGACCCUAACAGUGACUACGACAGAACAUUUGCCAACAGUCUAACUCUGAGCCCCAGUCUGUAG